AUGGCACCAGAGGUGGGCCUAUCGCGCUCUACCUUUGCCAAACUCUCACCUCACCCGUAUCUCCUCGCAAACCUCGAACCAUCCGACGACUCGACCCCCCCUGCGCGAAGCAAUGGCCGGGCUCCUUUUGAGGUUCGGAAACCUACAGUGAAUCUGUCCAGCUUGUCACAUGCCCACGGAAGUGCUCUGGUGCGGACAGGAGACACCACGGUCAUUUGCGGAAUCCGCGCCGAAACUAUCCUGACAGAAAAUAUCCCCAACUACCGCGCAUCCAAUACAGAGACGGAGUUAUCCGAUUACGACUUAUUGGUCCCGAACAUUGAACUUGCCACCGGAUCUGCACCACAAUUCUUGCCUGGCGGUCCGCCCACGACGCUCGCCCAAACAUUGAGCACCAAAAUUUACUCUCUUCUACAUAGCUCCAAGCUCCUACGAGCAGAGGACUUGCGGAUAUGGCACAGCCGACCGGCCGAAACCUCAUUCGCAGAUGAGGAAGAAGGAGCUGAAGAGAGUGAGCCAAAGGAAGGAGAAAAAUAUGUAGUGGCAUACUGGGUAUUAUACAUUGAUCUCUUCUUCAUCUCUUUCGACGGCAACCCGUUUGAUGCGGCAUGGGCAGCAACGGUGGCUGCUUUACGCGAUACAAAACUGCCUCAGGCUCGUUACGACCCAGACAGGGAGAUGAUUCUCUGCUCCAGGAAAGAUCCUAAGCCCCUUACUGUGGAAAGCAUGCCUAUUUCAUGUACGGCAGUCAUUUUCACCGGCAAAGAGACGAAAGACCAGCCUGCGGAUGGAAAAUUCUGGCUGCUAGCCGAUCCAGAUACCUUGGAGGAGUCAUUAUGCGACGAGACAGUCACAAUUGUCAUUGACUGCACUGGAGGCUCAAGAAGGAUUCUGUCCAUCUCGAAGCAUGGAGGCACGGUCAUGACAGCGAAGCUACUGACAUCGAAGGAAUUCCUCGAUUGGGCAAGCACGCGGUGGGAGGACUUUGCGUCAGCAAUAACUGGCAGCCAUUAA
Molecule: messenger RNA, 1014 nt
Organism: Trichoderma gamsii
Lineage: Eukaryota; Fungi; Ascomycota; Sordariomycetes; Hypocreales; Hypocreaceae
Exons: 1
Coding region: 1-1014 (337 amino acids)
Biological process (GO): exonucleolytic trimming to generate mature 3'-end of 5.8S rRNA from tricistronic rRNA transcript (SSU-rRNA, 5.8S rRNA, LSU-rRNA); U1 snRNA 3'-end processing; nuclear mRNA surveillance
Cellular component (GO): cytoplasmic exosome (RNase complex); nuclear exosome (RNase complex)
Source: RefSeq, a predicted model, not a curated record